AUGCCGGACUCGCCCCGUAAGCAAGCUCGACGGAUUCGAGUCGGACCACGUACUUUACUUGCCUGUAGUAAGUGCAAGGAGAAGAAGCUGAGGUGCGAUGACAAAACACCAUCAUGCAAGAAUUGUCAACGGUUUGGGACCGACUGUCUGGUGGAGGAUCCUAUCACCAAAAGGCAACAGCCACGUAACUACAUAGACGCCUUAGAGCAUCGCGUCGCUCAGCUUGAAGAUGCUCUGGCUCAACAACGACCCAGCGCGCAGAGCUCCCCUCUAGCCGCUAGUGAAGUGUCUCCUCAGCAUUCGCAACGGCUCCAGACCGGAGACGAUCUCAUCGCCAGUGAUACCUUCGCUUCAAGGGUGGCCACCUUGGGACUCAAUGCUGGAGGUCUCGAACCUCGAUACCUGGGACCAAGUUCUGCCUUCUCUUUCUCAAGGAUCAUCAGCUCAUCGCUGUUGAAAGCUGCUCCUGUCAAGCAUAACGACAACACAGCAGCGCAAGUCGAAGAGACUUCGCAGCAGAUUGCAUGUCUACUUCCAGAGUAUGAAUCGGCCGUCGCAUUAAGUAAUGCAUACUUUCGUUCGAUACAACAGCAGUAUCCUUUUCUAUAUGAACCAACAUUCAGAGAGUGGGAAAACGACAUGCUAAGUCCUGGCAAGCAAAUAAGUUCCUCUGACUACCUGCCGCUGUUCUUCCUUUAUGCGGUGUACGCCAUUGGCGCCAUUCUACUACCGCAAAGCGGUCAUAACGCACAGCGUCUGUUCGCGUCCGCUCAGCUGUAUAUUGACCACGUCCUCCCCCUUGACAACCUCGAGUCCAUACAGGCACUAUUAUGCUGUGCAGUCUACUCACUGAGAGCAGCUACCGGCCCAUCAAUCUGGCAACUCUCCGGGUUAGCAUUGCGACAAUGUAUCGAUCUUGGCUAUCACCGUACCGCGAGUCGACAUGGUGCCACUAGCAGUCCCGUCCGGUUGCAACUGCAGCGUCGUGCGUUUUGGACCGCAUUUACGAUCGACUGCUCCCAGUCCACCACACUAGGAAGACCGCUGGGCGUUCCUGUCCACGAAAUCAAUGCCGAGUACCCACUCGACCUCGACGACGAAUACAUCAGCGAGAACGGCCUCCUCAAGCCACCAAGAUCCUCCUGCCACGAGCCGCCAACGACCAUGUCGGUCGCAAUACACGUCUUUCACAGUCGAUACCUCUGGGCGAGAAUCCACACCGAACUGUUCUCAGACAUGGCAAUACGGUUCCCAGCCCCCGAACCGCGACUAGAAGAGCUCCGAGCCGAAAUCGAAACUUGGUUCAACACACGACCACCCGUCCCCGCUCAAGGCACCGACGCCCUGGUGCUCUUCGGCUGCGAGGACUGGUUCUCGACCAACUACAGCUUCUCGAUACUCCUCCUCUACCGCAUGAAGCUCGCCGACGGUUCCGGCAACGUGCCCGACGCCAUCUUGCUGGAGUGCGCCACCGCCGCCGCGAACGUCUGCCGCCGCUACCGCCGCCAAUUCAUCGGUCGUUCCGUGGGCUACACCUGGCAAGCGCUGCAUUUCCUCUUCCUGGCCGGUCUGACGUACCUGCACUGCCUGUGGACAUCCUCGACAGUCAGAACCAGGAUCCGCAACGAUCAGGUCAGCAGCACGUGCAUGGACUGCACGAUGCUGCUGGUGGCGAUGGCGGAGCGGUGGCACGGCGUCGCGCCGUAUCGAGAUAUCUUCGAGGCGCUCGCCAAUCGUACGAUGACCAUGCUGGUGGAGCAGGGCCGGGACGAGCAGCCUGCGGCGGCGAGCUCAGCCUCGCAUCAGGAUGAGCCUGAUGACCUGGACUGGGCGCAGUGGAUCGCUGAUAUCACGGACACGGGCAUGUCUGGGACGGUGAAUAAGCUGUUGACGGAUCUGAGGGAGAGUUCGGGGUGA
Molecule: messenger RNA, 1917 nt
Organism: Cyphellophora europaea CBS 101466
Lineage: Eukaryota; Fungi; Ascomycota; Eurotiomycetes; Chaetothyriales; Cyphellophoraceae
Exons: 7
Coding region: 1-1917 (638 amino acids)
Biological process (GO): positive regulation of transcription by RNA polymerase II; DNA-templated transcription
Molecular function (GO): zinc ion binding; sequence-specific DNA binding; DNA-binding transcription factor activity, RNA polymerase II-specific
Source: RefSeq, a predicted model, not a curated record